AGGCGGUGGCGCUAGCCUCCGUCCCCAGCGCUAAAUCGGCUUAGCCCGUGGGCGUACGGCUGCCUCGCGUCGGUCGGGCGAAGCCCAGGUCUCAACGAAUCACCACCGGGCUGCCUCUCGACGCGGAGCCCGAGCGACCACCCAGAGAGGACACAGCACCCCCAAGCCAAGGAUGGCGGCCGUCGGCGCCGACGCCUUGGAGCAGUUCGCCGACUACGAGGCCUACCUCGACAGCCAAGUCUCCGAGACGGACAUGUACUACUUGGAGGACGAGGAGAUGGCCCGGCAAUUGGUCGAGCUCGGCUACCGUGGCUCCGGAGACACGUUAAAAAGGGACGAGUUCGAGGCGAGGCGUCGAGCGCUGAGAGAACGAGGCACGCAGCGCGCGAACGUGCCCAAGGCAUUGGCUUCCCAUGGAAAGGAUCUAUCAGGGAACCCGUUCCUGGCGGCGCUGGCGUCGCGAGAAGCCCUCGUAAGGAACGGCAAGUUGACCUCGAUCAUUUUCGUGCGGACGACGAACGCGAAGGGUCAACAGGUCUCGGCCUACAUCGACUACGCGCAUAGGUUAAAAACGGAGGACUUCGGCCCCUACUUCGCCGGCGAGAAGAAGCUCAUGCCCAAGCCGACAGAUUUAUCCUACUACAACUGGGAGACGCAGGCCUCGACGCACAACUCCACACCCAAUUUCCAGGUCGUCGCGGACCAGGAGGGCCUCCUCUUCAAAAACAAGCGGGACCGGAAGGUGGUCAACGUCGACCCGGCGGCGCCUCCCGGAGAUAAUUCCUCAAGGAACGAGCUCGAGUGCGAGGACUACCUCCAGGUGACGAUUUUCGACCACCUGACGCGGCGCAAGAACUAAAACGGGGGAUCGCAUAACAUGGGAUUCACUUA
This is a messenger RNA of Pelagomonas calceolata, 891 nucleotides long. NCBI's taxonomy places the organism in Eukaryota, Pelagophyceae, Pelagomonadales, Pelagomonadaceae. The record is from the annotation of a GenBank genome assembly.